GGAUCACGUGACACGUCAGCUGACUAGUUCUCAAAACCCUAUUACUCUUUAGCGCAAACAACAGUGACCACAACAGACAACCCGCUGCCGCAGAGUAAGCAGAAGGAGUAUUCUGCCUCAUUUCCUUCACUGUUAACGGAGGUUUUAAAGGGGACCUUCUAGAACCUUCUAACUUGUCUGUGUUCGCCGCUCUCGGGCCCCACGACGAAGACGACCCAGGUUUCCGGUUAUUUUUGAGACGCUGCCGCAGCAUCGGAUAACCGCCUCUCUGAGAACACCUGCUGGCCGGACAAUGAAGGUCUCCACUCUGCAGACGUUGUCCUGCACUGCGGUGCUGCUGCUCCUGCCCCUGUUAACCAGCUGCCACCCGGCCACGGCUCCUCAGAGCUCAGACCAGUCCAGCCUGGUGCUCAUACAGCUGAACAACCCCGCUCUGCUCGGCUACAACUGGAAAAACGUCAGCUGUCAUCUGUGCAAAGCCCUCUUCACCAUCCUGGAUGUUGCACUUCUGAGUAAUGUUAAUGAAGAGCGAGUGGCCCAGGCUGUGGGAGAGGCAUGCAUCCGUCUCCAUCUGGCUGAGGAAGAAAUUUGCAGGGAAAUAACAGAGCUGUUUAGGGACGACUUCAUCCGGGCUCUGCAGGAGUCAGUGUUGUGGCCAACUGAAGCGUGUGCCAUUCUGGUGGGCCCUGCCUGUGGCAAAUUUGACAUAUACGCCCCCUGGAACCUCACCCUACCAAAGGUCCCAAAGCCCCCGGUGACACCACCUUCUCCCCCCAAACCAGGUUCUCCACAGAGCAGGGUCCUGUUUUUGACUGAUGUUCACUGGGACAAAGAGUAUGAAACCGGCAGCCCUGCAGACUGUAGAGAUCCUCUGUGUUGUCGGAAAGACCUGAACACCCAUCGCUGGGGGAGGCGACAGGCUGGGUACUGGGGAACCUACAGUAAGUGUGACCUUCCUCUGCGCACAGUGGAAAACCUUCUGGAAAAUGCUGCCAAAGCUGGGCCCUGGGACUGGGUCUACUGGACCGGAGAUAUACCAGCGCAUAACGUCUGGUCCCAGACCAGGAAACAACAGCUGACUGAGCUCAGGGUCAUCUCCAAACUCAUUCAAAAACACCUGGGAGCUAAUGUGACGGUUUAUCCUGCUGUGGGCAACCAUGAGAGUACACCAGUCAACAGUUUCCCUCCACCUUUUGUUCAUGGAAACAGAUCCUCCUCGUGGCUCUACGACACCAUGGCACAGGAGUGGUCAGUGUGGUUACCGGAGGAGGCUUUAAAGACACUGAGAUACGGGGGGUUCUACUCAGUGGAGGUUGAGCCUGGUCUGAGGCUGGUCUCUCUCAAUAUGAACUUUUGUGCUCGAGAAAACUUCUGGCUGAUGGUGAACUCCACUGACCCUGCUAACCAGCUGCAGUGGCUCGUCCAUGUUCUUCAGGCCAGUGAGGACAAGGGGGAGAAGGUACACAUCAUUGGUCACAUCCCUCCUGGAUUGUGUCUUGGCAGCUGGAGCUGGAACUACUACCACAUUGUCAACAGAUAUGAAAGCACAAUUACUGGGCAGUUUUUUGGUCAUACACAUCUGGAUGAGUUUGAAAUGUUUUAUGAUGAAGCCACCAUGACCCGCCCACUGGGAGUGGCUUUCAUCGCUCCUAGUGUAACUAGUUAUAUUGCGCUUAACCCAGGAUACCGUGUUUAUUAUGUUGAUGGGAACUAUCAGGGCAGCUCACGGCUAGUGCUCGACCAUGAAACCUAUAUCCUCAACCUCACCACGGCCAACUCCAGUCCAGGAAGUGUACCAGUUAGUCCAGAUCCAAACCCAAAAUGGACUCUUCUGUACCGAGCCACUGAGGCCUACGGAGUUUCUACUCUGUUCCCCUCAGAUUACCACGCACUGAUGAAGACAUUUAUUAGGGACGAUAAGGUUUUCCAAAAGUAUUGGUACUUAAGGCACAAAGGACAUGUCUCAAAACCGUGUAUGGAGACCUGCAAGACCACCAUACUUUGCACAUUGCAAAGCGGGCGUUCAGACGAGCUGGUGAAAUGUGAUCUCCUCAAUGGUUUUGGAGGAGAUCUGGCCAAAGCUGCCAGGAGAACCCUAUGUUGAGGUCACAACAUUUAAUGCUUGAAUAGAGGAAAAAAAGAGACCAAAUGUCUAAAGCCUGGGGUUGUGGCCUUUACAGUGUCUGUUGUGUAAGAACAAAAUUGUGUGUAGAAUGAUCCAUUUGCUGCUGCGUGCUUUGUGUAAGGGUCAGUAAUUCUGAUGAACCCGAUUCAUUCAGUGUUACUGUGCUGUUUUAUCAGUAUUACAUAAGUAAAGGUGAUCAUGAUAGAUUAUUACAAAAUUCGGUUUAUCAUUCCAUUUUGAAUAUUUGGACUUGUUUAAAAUCUUCCUCAUAAUGGUGAUUUAUGUGACUAUGUUGUGAUCAACAUAAAUGAGAAUCAGCACUUUACGUCUGCACUUUCUUUCAGUUCAAUUCUUUUGUUGAAGAUUAGUGAGACCAAGUCAGUUAGAUCCAAGGUGUGGCAUGUAUGUUGUGAGCUUCUCAGGUCUUGAUCUGCAUUAUGUGACUGUUGGGGUAGCUUGAUUAUGACAGGAAGUCUCACAAAUGAUCCACAGGAUGAUGGGGAAGGUUGCACAAUGUGUUCAAGAAAUCCUCAGGUUCUCUUAUGUCACAAGUGAAUCUGAUUUGUCUGUGAAGAUGAUAGGAACCAGUGGUGGUCUAGAGUAGUCUCUGGUAAAAACCUAGCUGAGCUACUGAACUACUAAAGCAUGUCUGGUGUUUUUCACACCAGAAGUAACCGGAUGUCAUUUGGUCUGGUGUGAGCAGUGUUCCUCCUGUCUGUUACAGUAAGGCAUCAGUCCUGUUGCAGGUUAAAGACCCUGGCAUAGACAUGUAAAGUCCACAGCUGCAUGACUCUGCUUGGUCCCACAGCUGUGCGGACUGUGGAAGGCACCUCCUUACAGUAUAUAGGCUACCAGUAAUGCUACCUAAUCUCCCUCAGUAGUUAGGUAGAAAAUGAAUUCUUAAUAAAACAAUUUGCCCCGAGGAUGAUAAGAGUAAAAUUCCUGUGACCUCAAACCCAUUAAAAUCCUUCAGGUUGUCUUUUUUUGUGCAUCUCUUGUGGAACUGUCAUCACUUUGAUCUGCACCAAACUCAGGUUCAGAUGAUUUACCAUCACUUACACUUUUCUAACCUGAAAUGAGUCUCUGAAACGGUGAAGCAUAAUUGUUCUUUUAAUUUUUUUGAAAUGCUUUUUGAGGUGUUUGUGUGGACUUUUAUCAUACAAAAUAAAAGUAUUUGGAGUUUAA
Molecule: messenger RNA, 3310 nt
Organism: Cynoglossus semilaevis (tongue sole)
Lineage: Eukaryota; Metazoa; Chordata; Actinopteri; Pleuronectiformes; Cynoglossidae
Gene: smpd1
Product: sphingomyelin phosphodiesterase 1
Exons: 10
Coding region: 293-2104 (603 amino acids)
Biological process (GO): sphingomyelin catabolic process; ceramide biosynthetic process
Cellular component (GO): lysosome
Molecular function (GO): acid sphingomyelin phosphodiesterase activity
Source: RefSeq, a predicted model, not a curated record